Molecule: messenger RNA, 6700 nt
Organism: Pomacea canaliculata
Lineage: Eukaryota; Metazoa; Mollusca; Gastropoda; Architaenioglossa; Ampullariidae
Product: contactin-3-like
Exons: 27
Coding region: 204-3986 (1260 amino acids)
Biological process (GO): cell-cell adhesion
Molecular function (GO): protein binding
Source: RefSeq, a predicted model, not a curated record
UGAGUACCCGCGAGCGUGUCGCGCCGCAAGCUUGGCAUGGUCUUUGUACCCGAGGCCAACUUACUCUGGCCCGCAACUCCUUACAUUGAAUUCUUCACAAGCUACCGUUCUCAAGUGAGUCACCCGGCGCACUCGAUGUCGAGGAAUGUUAAAGACAUGUUUUUAACAACUACGUUCCAGUGUUUUCACUAAGGGGCCUGGAAAUGCUGCUUUGCUGCUUGUUGAGGUCCCACUUGCCGCUACUUUUCUUGACGAUCGUUGUAAUAUCGUCUGUGGAAGGCCAAAUUGUCGUAGACUGUCCCGACCCAUGGCAUGCCUAUGGAGACUUCUGUUACAAGUUUUCUGGCACUAACCUUCUCAAGUUUGACAGUGCCAAUUCAGACUGUAAUGGUAAUGGAGCAAGUCUGGUGUAUAUAACAUCGGCAGAAGAGCACAACUUCAUUAAAAAUUGGUUGGAAAAAUUCGAUCCCUUACACCGGAAGUGGCUGACCAGCGGCCAUGGGUUGGCUAGCAAGGACACAGUGCAGGUAGGGGCUCUCCCGUACCAGUGGGUGGCCACGUCGUCGGCGUUGCGGCCCGACCUUCAGUUCUGGUUGCCAGGACAACCGAAUGCCACCAUGGACAAGUCGUCAGCUACCAUUGCCUACACUUUUGGAGUGUCGGGAUUUGGAUGGAGUCUUGUACCGGAAGGUAUUGAAAAUGCAUUUAUUUGCAAGAUCCCAAAAGUUGAAGCAUAUCGUAUUCUGCAGCAAAGCCGGGACUUCGACUUCGGCCUGCCCGCUACAGGUGUUAGCGUCAUAGAGCGAGGCCCUCAGUUCAUCUCGAUGCCCAAUUCUUUGGUGGUGGUCAGCUCCACGGGGGAGCCUGCAGUGCUGGAGUGCAUAGCCUUUGGUACUCCAGAACCAAACUACAGAUGGGUCCGCGGGAAAACUUUUGACGAGGAGGUUCUGCCCUCGACUGACUCUCGCUACAGCUUGAUCAACGGCCGUCUGAUCAUAGAGAAUCCGGUAGAGGCCAAGGACAGCGAUUCUUACCGGUGUGAGGCCAGAAACAAGUUCGGAACCGUCAUCUCCAGCUCUGUCGCCAUUUCUUUUGGAUAUCUCGCCGACUUCUCUAACGUACAGAAUGCGCCGGUCCGCGCCAAAGCUUACGACGGUGUCGCCAUUGAAUGCAGCCAGAUCACCUACAGGCCAGCGGUGCAAUACCAGUGGCUGAAGGAUAAUGCGCAGUUCAUGCGACCAGAAUUUCAGUCAUACAUCUUUAUCUCCAACAACGGGAAGCUGUACUUCUCUGAGGUAACGAGGUCUGACGAGGGACGCUACCAGUGUAUCGCGGAGCUGACUGGGGUCAACCAGUUCACCAUCGGAACCAAUCAGCCCCCAACUCGAUUCUCACUUCCCAUACCUCUAGCUGUCAGUGACCAGACCCCAAAGUCCAACUGGGGACCAGAAAUCCAGAACGACUUCCCGGCUGUUUUUCCCCAGCCCCCACUAAGAGGCCAGGAUGUACGGCUGGAAUGUUUUGCCUACGGCUCAUCAACAACUCCGUUCUACUAUUCCUGGCAGCGCGUGGGCCUUCCCAUUCCAGACUCGGCAGUCCUCCAGGAUCACAACCGGGUGUUGAUCAUCCGUAAUGCCCAGCUGGAGGACGCCGGCACCUACACAUGUACCGUCACCAGGACGUCGAGUGCUAAGGACACUCGUUCCGUCUACCUGUCUCUUGGAGCACGACCAUAUUUCGUCGCUCCUCUGAAGCAUCAGCACGCUGACAUCCGUGGCCAUCUUACCUGGAAAUGCGAGGCCAGAGGAAACCCGUCUCCUGUCUACCGCUGGUACAAGAAUGGCCAUCCUCUAACCUCUGACCCCAAUACUCGAGUGCAGGUGUCCAAAAACAUACUUGUGAUAACAAACUUGGACGCCUCUAUGCACGAAGGGAUGUACCAGUGCGAGGCUGUCAACACUUACGGUUCCGAAAUGAGCAACGCGCAGCUGAGAGUUCUGUCUUUUCCUCCAUCCUUUUCCAAAAACCCGCUUCCUGAUCAAAUGUCUGGAGCAGUGGGAGGUGACAUCGUCAUUCAGUGCAACCCAGAAGGAGCCCCACUGCCUCAGAUCACGUGGCUGCGCAAUGGUGGUGAGCUGACGACAGGCACAGACGGUCGCUACAUACAGUAUCCCAAUGGAGAUCUGCUGAUAAAGACUUUACAAAGUUCGGACGCUGGUACAUUCACAUGUAAAGCUGUCAAUGAUGGUGGAGAAGCCGAGAGCUCCACCACAAUUUUUGUCGCGAGUGGCGCUGCUAUAGCGACCGGUCCAUCCGCAGUCAGCGCUAUUGUCAAUGAAACCGCCUUUCUGCAAUGUUUAGCUUCUAGGGAUCCCACUACAGAUGUGAACUAUGUUUGGUACUUCAACAAUUAUCUACUGGAUAUUUCAGAUCCAACAUUUUCUGUAGUGGAUGAUACACAGACAUCUAGCCGAACUGGUUUGUACAUCAAGGGUGUUCAGUUCAAACACGAAGGGCAAUACACCUGUGUUCUUCAGACGCCGUUUACUGCAGACUCCAAAAGUGGAUACUUGACCGUUAGAGGACCACCCAGUAUGCCAGCAGGCUUGUAUGUGAAAACGGAGUCAGUCACUCAGAACAGCAUCAUGGUGAUGUGGACAGUCGGAGCUGACAAUGGCGGGGCGGUCGUGGCCUUCAUCGUGGAGGCCGAGAACGAGUUCCACCCGAAUGACUGGCAACCUGUCCUUACUGCAGCAGCAAAAGACACAUUACCAGCUGACAUACUUCAAACAGACAAGCGAGGUGUGCAGGUAGAGAACCUCAAUCCGGGUACUGGAUACCGUUUCCGGGUGUUGGGGCAAAAUGAGUUUGGCAUCGGCACACCCAGCACGCCAUCAGCAAUCGUGAAAACACUGGACGCCCCUCCAGCAGUGGCCCCAAACAAUGUUCGAGGAGGAGGGGGUAGCGUUGGAGAUUUAACUAUAAGAUGGGAUCUGUUAGACCGGUCUGAAUGGGGCAGCUCGUCAAUACAUUACCGUGUUUUCUGGAGAAAGAAGACCGACGCAGAGAAUGCAGGACGUUGGCAGUCGGCAACAAAAACUGGGACAGACGAUCAUCAUGUUACCCUUGUAGGAAUAGAAAACUUCUUCCUGCUGUAUGAGGUGAAAGUUCAAGCUAUCAAUCCCCUCGGACAAGGACCCAAUUCUUCCAUCGAAGAAGUCUAUUCGGCUGAAGACUUGCCACUGGGCGUUCCCACCAACGUUGUCUCAAACACUUACAACAGCUCCACGAUUGAAGUGUCGUGGACACCUGUACCUGACACACGAGAGGCUGCCAGGGGUCAUAUUUUGGGCUACCAGAUCAACUACUGGCCGGAGGAUCUUGACGCUACUCGAAAAGAGGACUGGCAGUUUAUUCGUUACUAUGGAGACGUGAGCAGCGGACUUGUCAUUAAUCUGGGUGUACAGGUGAACACGUGGGUGGGCGUGCAAGUUGUCAAUUCUGCUGGCCUCGGUCCACUGUCCGAACAAUACUUGAUGGAGACAGCAUUCUACCCGGCCUGGCAUUAUCCAGAAGAAAUUCGAGUGUUUUCUGUCGGAGUUGGGCGAGUUAAAAUCUGGUGGCGGGGUAUAUUGACCACAACGUGGGAGGCUGGACUGACGGCCUAUGUGGUAUUUUACUGGAAUGCCAACGAAGACUUCAGAACGCGACAGGAGCAUCACGUGAAGUUCCCCGCCAAUGAGGCUAUACUGGACGGCCUGGAAACAAAUAUUCUCUAUGCCAUAAGAAUCUGUGGCCUUAAUCAGGGUGGCUACGGCGCUAGGUCACCAACACAAUACUUCACUUUUGAGGGAUCUGUCUUCAUCGAUUAUAGCUUAUCGCAAGCGAUCGAUACAUACCUGGCACAAGCUACCUGUCCAAGACCGACUAGCAUCAUCCUGCUUCUCCUUGCAUUACACACAUUUUUCUCCUGGAUUGGUAGCUAACAUGUCUUCUCUUCCCACGACUACCUUUAUCAGGAUUUUGGCAUAAAGCUAUAAAUUACACGGUGUUUUACAAGUGAAUGUUCUCGAAAUAAGACGACCUACACCUACAUGUGUUGCUUAUGUGUGUUCAACGCAGUACGGAUAUACUAACGGCCACUGAAGUACUGUGAUGGAUGCUUAGAUGUGUUGCAAGCUACUUCUCGCCAUUGUAUGAUUGUCUUCACCUGGGAGUGUUUCUAAGGACUAUUCUACGGAAUGUUUUUUUUUAGCCGGAAAUGUUGUUUAUAACAUGUUCUCUAGAGUAUUCCUGCAUGUGUUGUGAAAAAAUCCGCUGUUUCCGGCACGGUCGCAGUGGUCAUCACCUGGAUGUGUUACUAACGAGUGCUCACAGAGAAGUAUGUAUUCACCUGGAUAUAUUGCUCACGAGUGAUAGCUGAAGUACGAGUCCUGAAGCCAAAUGUCGAGUGGAUGAAAGUUGAUACAAGUGUACAGGGGAAUUAGGAGAAUUAUUCUAAUCUUCAGACACUGCUGACGGACUAGCAGAUGAAGGGUGAAUGUGAAUUGAGACAUGAGACUUUUCACUGUCAUAGGUUUGCUCACAUGGAGGGUACUAACAAUCUAGUAUCGUCGUUUUCAUUGCCAAAUUAUUGGCGUUUAUCGUUGUUUGAAAUAUUUUUAAUUUUUACGAACUUAGGGAGGAGUCUUUAGGAAACAUUAUUUUUAUUUUCGCUUGUGCUCGCUGUUCUUUAUAUAAGAUUGCAAAAGUCUACACGAUGAUGACAAAAUAAUUUUAAAAUUUACAGUGGCAAGAAUCCUUUUAUGAUAAAUGUUUUUGUUGUAAAUAUUGUACUUACUGUGCUCACUGAGGAAACAAAAACGAUUUUCGUAAGCAAAUAAAGCAGUGGUCAGCUCAUUAACAUAUUUUCGUUAGUUAACAUUAAAUAGUUAUUUUAUUUUUAUACCCGACGUUUUGGUUCUUAACAUUUUUUAUGCAAAAGCUUCUAAAGUGGGGAAAGCAAAUAGCCAGGUGGUUAGACCACAAGCUUCUGAAGUAGAAGGCGCGUACACUAUUGGGUUCGAUACCCCUCUAGCGCAGCAUAUUUUUCUGCAGUUGACCCAAUUGUCGAAUGAGCACAUGAUCCCGUAAAGCAGUACAGUGAGGCAGAGAGGAGGAGGAGAUUAGCAUCGUCUUAACAAAUAUUAAGUGGCCCCGAGCAAACAUCCCACUCUCCAAAGAGUGAAAAAUGACAAGACUAUGUCAUUACCAAUUUUGAAAUGUUUUCAGUUGUACGAUAUUUGCUUUUUGGUUUUUUCCCUGUUUAUCCGCACUUUACCUUUUCUGCUAAACAUUCACUAAGUAUUCAUACUAAACAGAGUCUUUAUUCAUCCGUGUGAAUGUGUACGCUGUUAAAAUUACUCGAGAGAAGGCCAGCAUGGUCCAUGUCAAGGACUGAUUUUAUCAAAGUUUAUGUUUAUCGAAAUAUGGACUUUUCAAACUGUUUGGCAUGCAAACUUUAUCCAAAAUACAUAAAUUACACCUCCCUCUCUCUCUCUCUCUCUGAUACAUAUAUAUAUCUAAAAUUGUCUUACCUAAGUUCUCGAAGCAUUGACGUACAAAUAUUAUUAUUUGGGAAUAGUUUAUUUUAUUACUCAGAUUACUAUUUAUUGCUUACUGUUAGACCGUAAAGGGGGCGUACACCACACUGUCGCCACUGUCGUGCGACCUCAGGAUCCCCAACUCAGAGUGGGGCAAUCGGGUCUGGUUUAGUAAUGUGAGCUGCCACGAUACUCUGCCCCAGACCAUCGCCCCAGGGUACCUUAGCAGGUGGUCGACAGGAAAAACUAUCUGGUAAGAGGAAAAAUGUGCUGCUCAAGUGGUGAAGCUAUAAAUAGCACAACGUUUGUAAGUAUAAUGGUAUGUAGAAUAUAUAUACACUAUACUAAAAGUAAUGUUCACUUUAGGAUUGUGCCUACUUAUGAUCCAUGACUACUCUUGUACACUGUGUACGAGGUUUGUAGUGCGUCCACAUGGAGCAUCUGAAAUGCUUCUAAAUGUUUUACUGAACAUCAACUUCAUUCCUAGAUAACAACGAUGAAAUCAGUUACUGCUUUAACUUGCUUUCUGUAAGACACAAACAGUUUGAAAAGCUGAUAUGUCGACAGGAUUCUUUAAAUGGGGUAAGAGGAGCCUGUGUUUGUUGACCAUGUUGUGCCAGUAUUAAUUACUUGUUACUUAUCUCCUUUUCUCUAAAUCCGCUAAAUGCGAGCGUGAGUGUUGUGUGUAUUUGUGUGUGAGAGAGAGAGCGAGAAAAAGAGAAUUUAAAAGAGAAUACAUGUGUGCGAGUGUAUGCACACUAAAACUAACAUGAACGAAGAGUUUUCAUCUUUGUGUUUGCCAUGUGAAUGUGAUAAAAAAAAUAUGAAAAUUAAUGUUGUCCAUAAAAGGUUUUACAUGAAGCUGCAUAAGGCCAUAACGUUCACAAAUAUGAAAUUAAAUCUUAUUCAGUCUCAAGAAUUAGGUGGCUUCAAAAUAUGCAUAAUCUGAAAUACAGAUUUUUUUGUGCAUACAGAAGAAAGAGGAGUUAAAAAGACUAUUAUUUGCUCCACGAAUGAGUGUACUAAUAAAGAUUGUGUAAAUGAGAAAUACCUUUUAAAGAGUAAAUGUGAGAGAUGUUUUACAACUUAUUAAAAAAACUUAUAAAAGGUGAAGUUCA